Molecule: messenger RNA, 423 nt
Organism: Rodentolepis nana
Lineage: Eukaryota; Metazoa; Platyhelminthes; Cestoda; Cyclophyllidea; Hymenolepididae
Source: the annotation of a GenBank genome assembly
AUGGUUACGUCCGGUAAGGUGGUUAAGAAGCCUGUGCCGAAAGGGCCGACAAAGAAACAGCCUCUAAGGUUUUCUAUUGAGUGCUCCGCUGAAGUUAUUGAAAAGGAUAUUAUUGAUUUCGGCUUCUUUAUUAGGGCCACAUUCCCUAAUCAUGUAUUACGCGAAAAAUAUCUGAGGGACCGUAUCAAAGUUAAUGGAAAAGUCAAGAAUCUUGGUAAGGAUGUUCACGUUGAGCGUGAUAAGACUACUAUCCAUGUCACCUCUUCAAUUCCUUUCUCAAAGAGGUAUCUUAAGUACCUUACAAAGAAGUUUUUGAAGAAUCACAACCUCCGUGAUUAUCUUCACGUUAUCUCCACCAGUAAAACAGCUUAUCAACUGAAAUUCUUCAACUUUGAUACCGAGGAAACUGAUGAUGAGCAAUAA